AUGGCGAAAGAGAAACCCAAGGAUAUCCCUAAUUAUAUGAAAUUUAUCAUCGGCGGCGCUGCAGGGAUGACAGGUACCCUAAUCGUCCAACCUCUGGAUUUGGUCAAGAAUCGCAUGCAGCUGAGUGGCGUUGGGACGGCGAAGAAAGAAUACAAAUCCAGUUUCGACGCUGUCGCUAAAAUAUUCAGAAAUGAAGGUUUGUUGGGGUUUUACAAUGGCCUGUCCGCGGGUUUGUUGAGGCAAGCUACGUACUCGUCAACAAGGCUGGGUGUCUAUACAUGGCUUUUUAGCUACUUGUCGGAUCCCGAUGGCACUCCACCGUCAUUCAUUAAAAAAGCGGGGAUCGGUUGCGUAGCUGGUAUUUGCGGAGCGUUCGUCGGCAAUCCUGCAGAAGUAGCACUCAUCCGGAUGACGGCAGAUGGAAAAUUGCCACCUGAAGAGAGAAGAAAUUAUGCUAAUGUAUUCUCAGCGCUGGCUCGUAUAACAAGGGAAGAAGGUUUCUUCACGAUGUGGAGAGGUGUCAUUCCAACUAUAAGCAGAGCUGUUGUCGUGAACGCGGUACAACUUGCCACGUAUUCACAAGCCAAAGAAUUGCUUAUGAAUACGGGUUAUUUUACGAAUGGAAUGUUCCUGCAUUUCUGUAGUAGCAUGAUCUCCGGGUUUUUCACAACAGUAGCAUCAUUGCCUGUCGAUAUCGCCAAAACUAGAAUACAGAACAUGAAAACAGGUGAUGGAAAACCUGAAUUUUCUGGCACUUUCGAUGUUUUUCUUAAAAUAAUGAAAAGUGAAGGGAUAUUUGCACUAUGGAAAGGUUUCACCCCCUAUUACGGCCGAGUAGGGCCUAAUACAGUAUUAGUAUUCAUAUGUUUAGAACAAUACACUAAUUUAUACAGGAAAUACUUUAUGAAAGAAAACUGAAGAACCGAUGAUAAAAAGUUUUUAUGGGUAUCAACCAAGAAAACUUCACUUCAUGAGGAAUUUAGAAGAUGCUGACAUAAUAUUAAAUAAUUUUAUGCAUAGAAUGAAUUUUUAAUGAAAAAAUACUCAAUCCUAGUAUUAAUCCUACAUUCGAACUAUGCAACAGCUUUAACAACUUGAUGGUCUUGUAAAUCAGUGAAGUAUCAAGGCAUAAGGCAAAUUAAUAAACAGUAUGUUAAUGUUGACUUUAC
Nezara viridula (southern green stink bug) is the source of this 1169-nucleotide messenger RNA. NCBI's taxonomy places the organism in Eukaryota, Metazoa, Arthropoda, Insecta, Hemiptera, Pentatomidae. The record is from the annotation of a GenBank genome assembly.